This is a messenger RNA of Dreissena polymorpha, 2009 nucleotides long. RefSeq names its product pericentrin-like. The record is from RefSeq and is a predicted model, not a curated record. The coding region runs from base 1 to 1497 and encodes 498 amino acids. The transcript is spliced from 8 exons. Gene Ontology annotation, biological process: signal transduction. Lineage: Eukaryota; Metazoa; Mollusca; Bivalvia; Myida; Dreissenidae. Gene Ontology annotation, molecular function: molecular adaptor activity.
AUGGCAGAAAAAGAGUAUUUUCAUGAACAUAUUUUGUGCACCUCGCAGUGUGAAAGGUUGGAAGCCGUUAACAAACUUCAGAAAGAGCGCGAGCAGUCGACCCGCUUCAAGUCCGAGCGCGACCAGGUCACAGAUGAGCUGCGCCAGGUGAAAUCUCGUGAGAUCACGCUAAAUCAGGACCAGCAAACAGUGAAAGCAGCCACGCGGAACAGCGUACGUGAGGUGGAACGCGAAAAGAAGGAACUCAGAAUGAAACUUUAUGAACAAGAGCUAGAGAACCAGCGAAGGUCCAAGAAGAUGAAGUCCCUUGAAGAACAGCUUGCAGAUAGCCAGGGGCACGAACUGCGCACUGUGCGGGAGCUGGAAAAGCUUAAAAUAGACAUGCAGACCCCUGUUAGCACUGCAGAAAUGUUCUCCGUUCAGACGUCACCGCGUAGAGAGGAGCGCGCCAUCGGUCACAGAGGCCCCGAAAUUUCAGAGGUGCGUGAACAGUGCGCCGUGUAUCGGUCCCAGCUGGAGUCCAUGUGUCAGAGCCUGCACUACCUCAUACUGCGGUGUCGGGAGCAGUUGCACGCUGUGUCACAGAGUGGCCCCAGAACUUCAGACCUGCGGGACUUCAACGCGCUCCAGAAAUCCCUCCGUGACCUGCUGGGUGAGGUCAAACAGCUGCAGGAAAUGGAAGGCGACUUCCUGUCGCACCCGGCGAGCUCCGUGAGCGAGCGGAUCCUUCGGCACAACAAGGAGCUGACGGGCUUCGUGGCCCGCAUGAGCGAGGAGAAGCUUGAGCAACGGAACACGCUGUCGAGACUUGAGGAGGACAUCUGGCAGUAUCGCCAGCUGAACGGUGAAUACGAGAUCCAGAGACUCUAUGGGAAAUACCUCGGGGCAGAAAGUUUUAGAAAAGCAUUGAUCUAUCAGAAGAAAUACCUGUUGGUACUCCUGGGUGGCUUCCAGGAUACGGAAGAGACGACGCUGGCGAUGUUGUCACGCAUGGGGGCGCUAGAUUGCUCGUACCGACCGGAUUCAAGACCUCGGCCCAUCACGAAACUGAGGGGCGCAGUACGAGUGGUGAUUGCUGUACAGAGAAUGAAGUUCCUGGUAAAGAAAUGGAGAAGGGCUACUAGGGUUGGCUCAAAAGUGGUGGGCGGAAGUGUGGAUCAAACCACUGGUUAUGUGCCCAACGCAGCAAGUUACUCGCCACCACGCCAGAAUUCGGCCUCGCGAAUUCCCGUCACGCAUCACCGAUCAUCGUCAUCACCUCCCACCCAGUCUUCAUUCCGCCAUCAGUCACCAUCGCGCAUGGGCGGACUCGACAGCGGGGACUUCCUGAGUCCGCGCUAUGACACUGACUCGUAUUCAUCCACCUCAUACCAGUCACCGCGUCUGCAGCAAACGCUGAGUCAUGUUCCCUCUACCCCACCCACCAAAGAUUACAGUAGCACGACGAAAUAUACCUCACCAUCAUCGGGUGCUAGAAGGAAGGGAUUUCAUUGUUAAAUCAAUACAUAACAGUAUAACAGUUGUUUUUAUGUCCCCCACUAUAGUAGUGGGGGACAUAUUGUUUUUGCCCUGUCUGUUGGUUGGUUGGUUGGCUGGUUGGUUGGUUGGUCUGUUGGUUGGUUUGCGCCAACUUUAACAUUUUGCAAUAACUUUUGCUAUAUUGAAGAUAGCAACUUCAUAUUUGGCAUGCAUGUGUAUCUCAUGAAGCUGCAAAGUUAUGUACAUGUAACUCUGACUGGCAUUUGGACGGAAUUAUGGGCUCUUUAUACUUAGAAAAUUGAAAACUUGGUUAAGUUUUGUGUUUUGGUCCACUUUACCCCUAAAGUAUCAUAAAUAUUGCUUUCAUACUUGGAACACUUGCAAACUAUCAUAAGGGUACAGUAAAAGGACAAGUUCAAACUUCAAAUACUUUCAGGCUAUCAUGAGGUUACUGUACCUGGCAAGUUGAAUUUUACCUUGACCUUUGAAUGACCUUGACUCUCAAGGUCAAAUUAUUAAAUUUUGCUAAA